CAGCUUGGUGUGUUAGGUUAUAAUACUCUCGAUGGAAUAAUCUUUUUUUUUUCUCUUCUACACUGACAUCGGCUUGUCGUCGUCAGCUCGGACGAGGCAAGUGCACGACAGUGAUUAACAAUGCGACAAUGAAGAGACUCAACGAGUUUCUCGCGAUUUGCGUCGUGUUGCAGUGCUUUUAUGAUGUAUGCACUACACACUUGCUCAUAAACGUCAAAAAUCAGGGCGGUGAUAUUCUUCUAGAAACUAUCUCGUCUAAUGUUACAGAAGAUUUGAUUACUCUCGAAUUCCAGCGUUCCGAUGGCACAUUAGUCACGCAACUUAUUGAUUUCAAAAAUGAAGUUCAAGUUAUAAAAGCUUUGGUACUCGGUGAGGAGGAACGUGGACAAAAUCAAUAUCAAGUCAUGUGUUUCGUAAAUCAUUUUUAUAAAGUAGAUUUUAUAUCAUCUGAUGCAAUGUCCAAACUACGUCAAAAGAAUCCAGGUACCGUACGGGUAGCUGAGGAGGACAGAGGUCAUGUCAAUUACACAAUGGACUUGUUUCUGGAUGUUUCUCAAUCCAAGGAAAUCUCAAAGCAUGUUACCAUACUUUGUGCAGAAGCAGCUGGAUCAACUUACACCAGGAAUGAUGAUAUAAAACAGUGGAUUCAAAGACCAGGUUCCUCGGAAGAGUUACUAAUGGCAGCUGUAUAUAAUUUCACAAAUAUGCAAUCGGGUAUGAACGAUACCAGGUCAUUAUUGGUCUCUAAAUGUGCUGACACAUCAAAUCUCUGGGCACCUUGUACGUGUUCCCUUGAAUUGUGCAUCGGUUGGUAUCCGUGUGGUUUAAAAUUUUGCAAAGGAAAGUCUGAUGGCAAAAAGGUAGCAAGCACUUACCGAUGUGGCAUAAAAACAUGUAAGAAAUGUUUUAUAUUCUCAUAUUAUUCUAAAAUGAAACAGAACUGUCUAUGGGAUGAAUGACAUAUAAGGACACUGUAGAUUAAAAAUUUCAAUUUAUUAAGUAUGGCAGUGCCAUAAAAAAAUGAAGAGAGCUAGAAACAAAUUGAAUAUCUCAGAAAAGUUUCUAAGGCCCGUAUUUAUAGUCGUGUUUCUGCUGAGAAACUCAACUGAAACUAAUCUUGAGUCAAGGAACAGUUCAAUAAACGAAUCUUGAGAGUCGAUUUGUAAUUGCGAUUCAAAUGAAAAACUCAAAUGAAGUUUAUCUCAAAAUAUUUUUUAUGAUUCAAUAGUUGAGUCUUGAAGCAAGAUCUUGUAAUAACCUCGAAAUUUGUAUCCUCUAAUUCUUUGAGUC
This is a messenger RNA of Trachymyrmex septentrionalis, 1290 nucleotides long. RefSeq names its product out at first protein (gene oaf). The record is from RefSeq and is a predicted model, not a curated record. The transcript has 4 exons. Lineage: Eukaryota; Metazoa; Arthropoda; Insecta; Hymenoptera; Formicidae. Bases 129 to 959 code for a protein of 276 amino acids.